AUGACUUACUUCGUAAUUUUUCUUGGGGUGUGCUUUGUUGGGGGGGCAGUUGCUUCGAAUCCGUACUAUGGGGUUGUUGGUUUGGUGUUGGGGGUUGUAGGGUGCGGAUGAUUGUUGAGUUUGGGUGCUUUUAUUUCGUUGGUGCUGUUUUUGGUGUAUUUGGGUGGAAUGUUGGUGGUCUUUGUGUACGUGUUGGCGGCGGAUUUUCCGGAGGCUUGGGGGGACUGGCGGGUUAUGGGGUACGGUAUAGGGUUGCUUCUGGUGUUUGCUGUUGGAGUGGUUGUAGGAGGUUUUGUGGAGUGUUGAAAGGGUGUGGUUACUGUUGACUCGGGAGGAGUGCUCGUUCGGUUGGAUUUUGGUGGAGUGGCUAUGUUCUACCAUGGGGUGGGAAUGUUUGUGGGAGGUUGGGGGUUGCUGUUGACCCUGUUUGUGGUGGAGUUGGUGCGGGGCUUGCGUGGGGCUAUUCGGGCAGUUAGG
Molecule: messenger RNA, 477 nt
Organism: Egretta garzetta (little egret)
Lineage: Eukaryota; Metazoa; Chordata; Aves; Pelecaniformes; Ardeidae
Source: the annotation of a RefSeq genome assembly